Molecule: messenger RNA, 9591 nt
Organism: Harpia harpyja (harpy eagle)
Lineage: Eukaryota; Metazoa; Chordata; Aves; Accipitriformes; Accipitridae
Gene: DAAM2
Product: dishevelled associated activator of morphogenesis 2
Exons: 28
Coding region: 307-3555 (1082 amino acids)
Biological process (GO): regulation of non-canonical Wnt signaling pathway; actin cytoskeleton organization; positive regulation of canonical Wnt signaling pathway
Molecular function (GO): actin binding; small GTPase binding
Source: RefSeq, a predicted model, not a curated record
CACAGGCAUUUCACUGUGUGGAUUACAGGACUGCAGAACAGGGAGGAACUGCGCAGAGACACAGGCACUACACUGAAUGUUACAACAGUGCAGUCCCUCUGAAAAUAUGUAGUCAAUAAAUCAUCACCCUGCAAUACAAAGACCAUCUCUACGGUCAAAACAGCUGCACUAACUCUUCUGAAGGUAGGCUCUUCCUACACGGUGAGGUCUUGAACUGAACACGGAGACCUACACAGAGAGAGAGAAGAGCAAAUCAGAAACUACACAAAUCAUCCAGAACAUGAUCAGAAGAUAGCAUCAUACACCAUGAUCAUGGCCCCCCGGAAGAGGAAUCGUCAUGCAUUGGGGUUUCUUUGUUGUUUUGGGGGUAGUGACCUCCCUGAAAUCAACCUCAAGGACAAUAACCCCCUCCAGUUCCUUGAGUUUUCUGUCCCGAUCCCACCAGCAGAAGAGCUCAAUGCCAGAUUCUCUGAACUUGUGGAUGAAUUGGAUCUUACAGACAAGAACAGAGAGGCUAUGUUUGCACUCCCUCCAGAGAAGAAAUGGCAGAUUUACUGCAGCAAAAAGAAGGAACAAGAAGAUCCUAAUAAGCUUGCUACCAGUUGGCCAGAUUACUACAUUGACCGCAUCAAUUCCAUGGCAGCAAUGCAGACUCUGUAUGCUUUCGAUGAAGAAGAAACAGAAAUGAAAAAUAAAAUAGUUGAAGACUUGAAGACAGCACUGCGGACUCAGCCCAUGAGGUUUGUGACCAGGUUUAUUGAGCUGGAUGGCCUGAGCUGUUUGCUGAACUUCCUGAAGAGCAUGGACUAUGAGACUUCAGAGAGCCGUAUACAUACAUCCGUUAUAGGGUGUAUCAAGGCACUGAUGAACAACUCCCAAGGACGGGCUCAUGUCCUGGCUCAUCCAGAGAGUAUCAACAUCAUCUCCCAGAGCUUACGGACUGAGAACAUUAAGACCAAGAUUGCUGUGCUGGAGAUCCUAGGGGCUGUCUGCUUGGUACCAGAUGGUCACAAGAAAGUCUUGCAAGCCAUGCUUCACUACCAAGUCUAUGCUGCAGAAAGGACAAGAUUCCAGACGUUGUUGAAUGAGCUAGACCGAAGCAUGGGGCGAUACCGAGAUGAAGUAAAUCUCAAAACAGCCAUCAUGUCCUUUAUCAAUGCUGUUCUGAAUGCUGGUGCUGGAGAGGACAACUUGGAGUUCCGAUUACACCUACGAUAUGAGUUUCUAAUGCUGGGAAUUCAACCUGUCAUUGACAAGCUAAGAGGACAUGAGAAUUCCACACUGGACAGGCACUUAGAUUUCUUUGAGAUGGUCAGAAAUGAAGAUGACCUGGAACUUGCCAAGCGGUUUGACCUGAUCCACAUUGAUACAAAAAGUGCCUCUCAGAUGUUUGAGUUGAUCAAGAAGAGACUGAAGCACACAGAUGCCUAUCCCUAUUUGUUAUCCAUCCUCCAGCACUGCUUGCAGAUGCCAUAUAAGAGGAGUGGAGGAAACUUCCAGCAGUGGCAGCUGUUGGACAGAAUACUCCAACAAAUGGUUCUUCAGGAUGAACGAGGAGAUGAUCCAGAUAUAGCUCCGUUGGAAAACUUCAAUGUCAAAAAUAUUAUUAAAAUGCUGGUGAAUGAAAAUGAAGUCAAGCAGUGGAGGGACCAGGCAGAGAAGUUUCGGAAAGAUCAUGCUGAGCUGAUGAGCAGGCUAGAGAAGAAGGAGCGGGAAUGUGAGACAAAGACCCAGGAGAAAGAUGAAAUGAUGAAGACACUGAACAAAAUGAAGGACAAGCUGCAGAAGGAAUCCUUAGAGCUGCGCCAGACCCGGGACCAGAUGAACGACCUGGUGGCUCAACUUAAUGAGUUCUCGCAAGGGGGCAGCAUUUCCUUCCCACCCCCACCCCCUCCUGGCAGCCCAUUAGCUUUGUCCUCUUCUCACAUGUCUGAGAAUUUGCCUCCGUUGCCACCUCCUCUGCCUUUCUCCAGCUGUCCCCCUCCUCCUGCUCCACCACCUCCUCCAGGAGGACCUCCUCCCCCACCAGGAGCACCACCUUUCUUCAGCAUGGGAAUGCCAUCCCCUUCAACAACUACCUUCAGCAGCAGUGGCACCAGCCUGAAGAAGAAAUCUAUCCCACAGCCUUCACACCCACUGAAAUCCUUCAACUGGGCUAAGCUGAGUGAGGAGAGAAUCCAUGGCACAAUCUGGAAUGAGAUUGAUGAUUUAAAGGCAUUCAAGGUGCUGGAUCUAGAAGAUUUUGAGAAGAUGUUUUCCGCGUAUCAGAGACACCAGGACCUGCUAACUAACCCCUCCUCCUGUAAGCAGAAAGAGAUGGGUUCAACAGAAGACCUUUACCUCUCCACACGAAAGGUGAAAGAGCUCUCUGUGAUUGAUGGCCGGAGGGCCCAGAAUUGUGUCAUUCUCCUUUCCAAGCUGAAGCUGUCUAAUGAAGAAAUCAGACAAGCAAUCUUGAAGAUGGAUGAACAAGAAGACUUAGCAAAAGAUAUGCUUGAGCAGCUGCUGAAGUUUGUUCCUGAAAAGAGCGAUACCGACUUGUUGGAGGAGCAUAAACAUGAAAUUGAGCGCAUGGCCCGGGCGGAUCGUUUCCUCUUUGAAAUGAGCAGGAUUGACCACUAUCAGCAACGGCUGCAAGCAUUAUUCUUUAAGAAGAAGUUUCCAGAAAGGCUGGCAGAAGCAAAACCAAAAGUGGAAGCCAUUCUUCUGGCAUCUAAAGAACUAAUCCGAAGCAAGCGUUUGAGGCAACUCCUGGAGGUAGUUCUGGCCUUUGGGAAUUAUAUGAACAAGGGCCAAAGAGGAAGUGCUUACGGCUUCAAAGUCUCCAGCCUGAACAAAAUUGCAGACACCAAAUCCAGUAUAGACAGGAACAUUACACUGUUGCACUACUUAAUUAUGAUCUUUGAAAAGAAUUAUCCAGAUAUCCUAGAUAUUCAGUCUGAGUUGCAGCAUCUUCCAGAAGCAGCAAAAGUCAACCUGGUAGAGCUGGAGAAGGAAGUCAACAACAUAAAGACUGGACUGAAAGCUGUUGAAGCUGAACUGGAUUAUCAGAAGAGACGCGUGUGGGAAUCAGGGGACAGGUUCGUUCCGGUCAUGAGUGAUUUCAUCACUGUGGCCAGUUUCAGCUUUUCAGAGUUGGAAGACCUUCUCAAUGAAGCUAGAGACAAGUAUGCCAAGGCACUGAAGCAUUUUGGAGAAUGCGAGGGCAAGAUGCAGCCAGAUGAAUUUUUUGGCAUCUUUGACACUUUCUUACAGUCAUUUGCAGAGGCCAAGCAAGAUCUGGAGAAUAUGAGGAAGAAAAAGGAAGAAGAGGAGCGCAGGGCACGCAUGGAGGCCAUGCUAAAAGAGCAGAGGGAAAAAGAGAGGCGGCAAAAGAAAGUGAAAGCUGGAAGCAUCUCUGAAGAGAGUGGGGAGUUUGAUGACCUGGUGUCAGCAUUAAGGUCAGGUGAAGUCUUCGACAAAGACUUAUCCAAGCUCAAGCGUAACCGUAAGCGUUCGGGGAACCAAGGCUUAGAGACAAGCCGGGAGCGGGUGGUGACAAAGCUAAAUUAUUAAUUACAAGAGGAAGAAAAAUAAUCAACCAAAAGAAGGUGAUGAAAAAGUGCAAAACAAGGAAGAUGAAUGUGUGCGAUGGCGCCUGGCUGACAGCUGCCCCAAAGGAUUUCUUUGGUCUGUGGCUAGAGACGUUACCUUUCCAUGAUCAGCUUUCCUCUCAUCCCUGCUCUGUGGUCCUAAUUUGAACCAUUACAAAAGUGCCUCUGUGGAGCCAGCAGGGCCUGUGACUGGGCCAUGCAGAGCUGACAGAUUUGCUUCUGGGAGUUUAUUGUGUCAUCAAAGGCCUCAUGGUGAUGACAGAAAGUACUUGGGCCUUGCAGACUGCCUCAGAGCUGGAAAAAGAUAAUUUUCUGUGUGCCAAAGUAAAAACUAGUCACAAUCUCCAUCUUGCUGAUAAGCAAGACUAAUUUCAGAGGAGCUCUGUAAACACCUGUCGCUUCUCCAAGAUCUAGACUGGCCUUCAGGGGCUUGUUAAGAUGUGGUUCUUGAGGUUUCCAGUUCCCUUCCAGAAUUGGAUUUUAUAAGCCAUUGAUUAGCACCUGAAAAAUGCUUUUGAUCUCAUGUUCUGUAUAGUAUUUUUGUGUGGCCUACACUGUCCAAAGCACGUGAUGGUCAGAAGGAAGUAAUCAGGUUCUGGAAUAAAUUGAAAUUCAAGAAUCAGGAUCAACAUAAAAUACAUUGCAAAAGUCUUUUGGAUUCUGCUUUUCUAGAAGCAGUUUUCUGGAAUUUGUUGAUGGUUGAGCCUUGAAGCUAUGAAAUGCAUCUUCUAGGAAAGAAGCUCUGGCUUUUCUUUAGAAAACUAAGCCACUGCCAGGUUAGGAUUACAAGUAGGUGACUCUUGAGCCUGUUGUCAUUGCUGGAGGGUGGGAGGGAAACAGCAAAACAUUUCUUACCUGUUUGUGCAAGAUUUCUUAGUGCAGCCCAAUGGAAAUUGGGAGCUCCCUAGUAUCAUCCACAGGUCACAAAUAGCAAAAAGCAAACAGGGUCACUGGCUGCAAGAAAUGAGAUUUCUUUUCCCUUUGAUGCUAGCUGUGAUUCCUGUUGGCAUGAACUGGUCUUUCUGUCUAACAGGCUGACCUUCACUGCACACACUCCACUCCUACCUAGGAGAAUCAUGUAAUUCAGUAAGAUAUGAAUGGUGUCAAAGGAGAGCCUUGGAGUCCACAGCCUUUUCCAUUUUGAAGGGAUCACUUGGGAUGAACCAACAGAGGGUCCCAUAAUGAAAACUGAGAAUUUUUCCAGGAGGACACAGCAUUGUGCAAGCCAAGCAGGCUUUGGAGAUGGGUUAACUCAUAAGAAAAAAAAAAAUAGAUCUGUAUUUAAGCUACAUGUAUGAAGCACACAGUGAAAAAGCAAAGAACCCCAAGAACAGGCCUGACUUCUGAAUUCUGUGUGUCUUCAUGGCUCUAGGAAAGGGAUUGGAUUGUGUGGGCUGUCAUGGGCUUUUUUUUUUUUUUUUUUUGAAUCUUGUCUUCCUUUUUUAUUAUCUUCCCUGGAGAAGGAAGAGAGGAAAAGAGAGAAAUGGUGAUGGAUUCUUCCUCCUAGACAGGAAGAAAAGGGAGAACAUUUGAGAAGAGGGAACCACCAUCUGCAAACUAUGCAUCAAUAGUCAACAGCACAAAAUGUUAAGGAAUUCCAGGGAAGUGAAAAAAGCUCUAUUUGUCACUUUAAUAAUUUGUUUUGAUUUUUCUCUGAAUGUCACUUAAUCUCAGGCUCUGCACCGAGUCUGCAGAACAGAACUUCCUCUGCCAUGAACACUGCCUGAUCAGUAUUACACAGUACCGAUAUUGGAGAAGCAAACUGUGGUGGUUUUCUGAACACUUUGAGAGUAAAAUAAUUGUGUAAACUAUGGAAAGAAGCAAAAAAGUUGGAAUUGUUAAACUCUAAUGUUUCAUUGUUUACUGAAUUUUGAGUCUCCCACCCCAGAAUUUCCCUAUUUACGACAUUCCAGACUGCCAUGCCUCUGUAUAAUACUCAUCGUAAAGAGCUGGUAUCUUACAAGAGCUGGGUGCGUUCUCCUCCCUUACUAUCCUACUCCCCUUCUGGGAUUAGCUAUUAACAGCAAUGCCCAUUGCAGCAGACACAAGCACCUUGUAGAAGAAAGACUGUAUUUCAUAAAGGUUUUUGAAAGUUUAAGAAAAACUCACUUUUUUAAGCAUUUUUAUUUUAAAUUACAAAAUGGAUUUUUAGAAAUGUCUGUUGUAAAUUAUAUUAACAAGCUCCUUGCUGCUCCCUGAAGUAGACAUGCUAUAUCCCAGCCCUUUUUGUUUGUCUUGUUUUAAAGCAUGCCAUAUAACCUGUGCCAUGUAAGCCAUAUGACAGGUGGUGAUAUGGGCCAAAUUGGUAUAUAACUGAUAAUCCCUGAAUUCCAAAGAUGAUGCUUCUAUGGAUUAGAACAUUGUAGGUUCUUUUCCCCUCUUUGUUCUCCCUGGGUUUACGACUCACCCAGAAAUUCAGGUGUAGUGCCAAGGUCAGCCCUGGUGCAAGAUGAUGUGACUCAUGGCUCUGUCCAACUUACGUCUGCUUGCUUGUUCCCUAGGUACUUGUUUGAUAAGGCAGACUGUCAGCAUGGCACUGCUGUCAGAGAAGAAACACCUCAGGGCAAACCCCUUGAAUAUAAAUACAGCAUUCCCCCUGGCCCGGUAUUUGUCAAACUAGGUUUGUGCUGUGCUUUUUGAAACUGAAGUCACUUUGCCAGGCCACAAAUGUAGCGAAAGCAGAGAGAGUGAUAAGCCCUCUGUCCAUUUGUGUACACACUUCAACCCCAAUUUAAAGAGAUCCUGUAUUAUAGUACGCAGUGCUCUGGCCACACUGACAGAGUCAAAGAAAGCUGCUGUAGUUUUGCCACCUUCUUGACUCAUACACAAAUAAUGAGAGAUUGUGCAACUCCUGUAAAUCAGCUGUGGGAUACUUACUGGGAUGGACAGAAAGCUCAGAGUCAUGCCCCUGAUUGGUUGCAGCUCAACUUUCUCAGCACUCCAGUGCCCCAGACUCCUGUUUUGAAUCUGUGAUGGUGGCUGAAGAUUUCGUGCAGCAUGCUGGACAGUCCUCCCUGGCUCUUGACUCCAUGGUGAAUGUCCAUAAAGAGGGUUUUGGAAAAGCUCAGUUACACACUGAGGCAAGCAGUGAUUUCAUAUAAGCGAUGACAGGUGGAGAGGCCCAUUAAUAGGUCUACUGUAUGAGAUAAGGCUGGCCACACAGAAGAUGAGGAUAAAAGUUGACUGCUCUAGGGCCUGGCGUCAGAUUCUUGCUGAAGCCAACUUUGUCCUUGCUUCUCAUCUCUUGGGUAAUGUGAGUGCAUCUAUGCUCUGUUCUUCAUCAGCAGUUGUGGUAGACUUGCUGAGUGCUGAAUGAGAAAGGAAAAUCUUAUUUCUUGUCCUCUAGCACUAGCAGAGCCUGAGCAGGCUCUGAGGACUGAGACUGAGCAAGCAGUCGUGAAGUAUAACAUUGAGGCAUAACCUCUUUAUCACACUGAGAGCUGGAGAAGAGCUAGGGAGCUAGGGUCUGCUGUUGUCCUUGCACCUGUGCCUAGCACCAGCAUUUUAAGUGAAAUCACUCUGUCUUUGGAAAUAAGUGGAGGAGGAGGAGAUGUGAGAAAGAAGGGUAUAAUCGAGGGCUUGUUCUGCUUCCUGCAGAAAUGUAGUCAUUGCUAACUUUAUGAUUAAGUUCUUCACACCCAGAAGAGGAGGUACUUUCUAACUCUCCAGACUUUGUCCCUAGAGGUCUAGUGCUCACUUACCUCUGUGUCUCUGCGUUGUUCUUAAGCAGGUUGCAUUAGGAUGAUCUGAGAAAAGACUGAAGAACUCCCUCCCCCUCCCAAACCCUUUGGUCUGGGUCACUCUUCUCAGUUGGUCAUAAGUCUCUGGAAAUGCUACAAGGUAAAGUGACUUCAAGGCAGCAAGGCCCUUCCAUGCCUGGCAGCAUAGCUAUCAUGUGGGCACCGGUUCCCUAUGAGAGCAGAAGUAGGACUAGUGUUCAGGGGUGAGAGACUCCCCACUAGGGAGAUGACCUGUAUAUCCUUCAGAAGCAUUUCUGUAAUGUGUUCGCAAUGUUUGAGGAAGGGAAAGGAAUCGCAAGGGGCCCUGGUGGGAGAUUGUGGGGUAGGUGGUUCCAUAAUGGUCAGCCCCACUGGCUGAAUCUUUCCUCUUCUUUAGGAAAGCUCACACUCUGAGCUGGGUUGCAUGAGAGAAGCUUGUGUCAGGAGUUUCCAUGAGGGGAAAGGAGAUCAGUUGUACAGUUGAUAAUGUACAUGAUACAUGCAGUUUCAUUUCUGGGUUGGUUGUUUGGGGGUUUUUUUGUUUGUUUGUUUGGGGGUUAAAUGAUUUUUAAAAAAAAAAAGGUUUUAGGAAUCUCUAAGGGGAACCUGUAAAUCUGACACCUCUAUUUAUUUUGCCUUAUUUUAGUUUGCUACGUUUGUAUGUAUACACUGCAUUAUAGCAAAGACUAUUGAGACCGUGCCAGGGCAUUACACUGGCUAGACAGCUGGCUUGGCUGUUGUGCAGCAAGCUGAGCUAGGCAAGGAGAUCCUUGUGAGCAGUCUUAGUGUGGGAAGGGAGGGAAGAAAGAAACUUUCCUUUUGCUUUUGUCAUAAUCACGCUGCCCCUGGUGAUCCCGGUUCUGGGAAAGCAUGCAUUUUAAAGCAUGUGGUGAACUGAUGCAGGUUGGUUAUUUUAGAACACUUUCUAUAAACCUGUUUAUUUCUCGUCAUGAAUCAUGGUGAGAAGAUUGAGAAGAGUUAAGCUGUGCAGUUGUUCACUCAGACUUCACCCUUCCACAUAAAUUCUGUCCAUAAUGCCAGAGAAGCUUGGAUAGAUGGGCAAAAGUGGUUCAUGCCCUGUAACUUCUCACCAGAGUUAACACACUAGUGAGACAAACUGGGGCAGUUCUCCUUCCUCAGAGUUAAUAUUCCUUCCUAUCUUCAAGGUCAAGGAAGAAGGAUUUCCUCUACUUCCCCUCUCUCCUUCUGCACCCCACCUCCCCAGAUUAUCCAGGAUAAACAAAAUCUUUCUACUGGUUGGUUUUCUACCCAUGGAGCUAUAGCAAUAACCAGGUGUUUGGGGCCAUGGCUCCUUGGCUUCCGUACUCAACAUAGGAGACUUCUGGUUGCCUACCAUCCAGAGAAGUAGCCUCCAUUGGCCAUCUUAGCUUCUGUUAUGAAAGGUUGAAGAGGCCCACCUGGGUAAAACAAUUUAGCUAACUGAAAAUAUAGAAUUUAUAUAUGUGUGUGUAUAUAUAUAUAAAAGCUAUCUACUACUCUAAGUAGUAGUUUUGAUGAUCAGUAUCCCCUGAAGUUGACCAGAUUUUGCUCACUGUGCUUGUUGAGAAGGAUGCCAUUAGUCUAGCAUGGUGUUUUGGCACUCAUUUCAAUGAGAGAGUCUGGAUGCUUCCAAACCAGAGUCUUCUGUUACAGGUGGUAAUGUAGAAUAGAUCCACUGUAACCAGUAAAAGUUGCUCUGGGUUUACACCAGAGUAAUUCAAAGCAGCAUCUGGAUCAAAACUCUAGGCAGUUUUGUCUGUUUACAAGAUGUUCCACAGGGCUCGUGAAGGGCUUGGUCCUUUCAGCUGUCCAUCACUAGGAGCUCUCACCCAAGUGAUCUAGAAAAGCCUUUGAGACAAGCCAUUUUCCCCACUUCAUGCUUGCCCUUAAACAGGCUCUUUAAAAACCUUUGCAGUUUUUAGGAGAAUUGUAAGGGGAUGUCAGGUACCUGAGCUGCUCUGUGCUCAACACCUCCCUUCCAAACCAUCCCCAUCUUCAGUCAUUCUCCUUCCCUGCAAGCCUGCUCAGCUUGAAACUCGCAGGUCACUUUGGGAGGUGCCCCUCCCUGCCAAGCUAGAAAGUACAGUGCUGCUUAGUGAAGUGGGAGGUUGUGUGCUGCUGUAAUGCCUUGGUGUAUCCUCAUUUCUUAGUCAGUUUAAGACUGUAAGUGAAUUAAAUGUACAAAUCCUGUAGUGUCCUUUUUAUCUGUACCUUUUUAUAAGAAUAUACUGUAAUACUAAAAAACAAAAGCAAAAAAAAUUAAAGAUAUAUUGCCCCCA